Messenger RNA from Miscanthus lutarioriparius, 1212 nucleotides. The record is from the annotation of a GenBank genome assembly. NCBI's taxonomy places the organism in Eukaryota, Viridiplantae, Streptophyta, Magnoliopsida, Poales, Poaceae.
AUGUCCUCGGCGAAACGGCGCCGACGCGUCGGCACAUGCCGCCACGGGACGACGACGGGCGUCGAUUCAGAGCCGCCGCACAUCCCCGACGACAUCCUCAUCGAGAUCUUCGCGCGCUCAGAUGCCAAAACCAUCGUCCGCGCCGCCGCGACCUCCAGGCCCAUCCGCCGGGCCAUCCUCAGCCCAGACUUCUGCCGCCGCCGCAGCCACGCGGCCCGCGCCACCGGCUGCUGCGGCGGCGGCUUCGACCCUGACCUACUCCUCGGCGCUUCCUGCAUGUUCUACAAGCGCUCAUGGUCUCGCGAUGCUUUCUUCCAGGAGCAACGCCUUCCCUUCACCUUCGAAACCGAAUGUCUGGGCUGGCAGGAGCCCAUGGUCUCGCGCGGCUGUCUCGUCGUCCCCCACCGACGCCAUGCCAUCUCCGCUGAGCUGCGCGUCAACACCCUUACCGGCCGCGUGUCCCGCGUCCGUUCCCCUGGCAUCUCUGCUAUGUACCCACGAACCUUGCUCGCCGUCGGCGACGCCGGCCGCUCCUUCCAGAUCCUCGUCGCCGGCACGAACUUAGUGACGAGGAUCUUCUCGUCGGAGCGCGGAGAUUGGGGCCACGUCGUCCACACCCGCCUCCCGCCCAACUUCAUCAGCACCAUCCCGAACCGUUGCUCCCCGCCGCUUGUCCUCGGAGGCACCACCGUCCACUGGCUGUGCAGAGAACAGUGCAUCGUCGCCCUGGACGUCAGCACGGCGAGCGCCACGGUCAUCGAGCUGCCACCCCUAUGCUUCAGCCAGGUGGCGAGGUGCCCCAAACACACGGACAAGGGGCUCCUGGCUUCCUCGGCGCAUGGAAGACUGAGCCUGCUCGUCGCCAGGUCAGGUGCCAUAAGCAUGUGGUCGUUGUCGGCGUCCGCGCCGGCGACUCCGACAACGGCGAGGUGGACCCUGCAGGUGGUGAUCCAGAGGCACGCCAUCGCCAGGCAGCGUCCGGGCUGCGCGGUCCGGUUAUUGCGGUUCGGCGAGCGGAGCGGCGCCGUGAUGCUACAGUGGGGGGAGUGGGGCUUGUCCAGAUCGACCUGGGAUCGAGGGAGGCACGCGUCCUCAGCGACGAGUUCAAGGAAAUCGGCAAGUACCCCCCACUCCGGGCUGCAGCUGUGCUUGCAUGAGACAGACCAGCCCACUCUGUUCGAAAGCGUAAUCAAGAACAUGAAACAUUUCUGA